AUGGCUGAUUCGGCGCCAGACUACCUGCGGUUUACGGGACAUCGCUCCUUUACCAGACGAUUAGUCCUCUCAACACUGACUGGUCGCCCAGUACACAUCUCCAAGAUCCGAAGCUCGUCGCCGACGAACACUGGCCUGGCGCACCACGAAAUUUCAUUUCUACGAUUGCUUGAAGCGGUUACCAAUGGUAGCUCCAUGCAGAUUUCAUACACGGGUACCACAAUUACCUACCACCCUGGUCUCAUUACCGGCACAAUUGCAGGACAGGGCGCUUCGGAGGGCGACAUUAUCGAGCACAGCCUGCCGCCGACUGUCACGCGUGGCAUCACCUACUUCCUCCUUCCGCUCUGUCUUCUCGCACCAUUCUCCAAGGCGCACAUGAAUGUGCGCUUCUCGGGCGCUGGCGUCAUCACAUCUGCGACCGAGACGGGCGACGUCUCUGUCGACUCCUUCCGAACCGCUAUACUGCCCCUCUUUGGUCUCUUCGGCAUCCCACCCGCACGAAUCGAAUUGAGGGUUCUGCAAAGAUCCUGCGCCGGGCCUGGAGGCAAAGGUGGCGGCGGUGUUGUCGAGCUACGAUUUGCGAGCCAGGUGCGCCUCCCGAAGACGCUACACUUGAACAGAAAUCCUGGCCGAGUCAAGAGAAUACGCGGCGUAGCGUACAGCACCGGUGUUUCGGCCUCGAACAACGGUCGCAUGAUCCACUCGGCAAGAGAAGUAUUAAAUUCUCUAGUAAGCGAUAUUCAUAUUGCGGCGCAGUACGACCAAGCGCCGCUGGUGCCGACCGGCGACAAGUCUGGCAGCAAGCGUCGUCUAGGCAUCGGCUAUGGCCUGAGCCUGGUGGCCGAGUCCAACUCGGUCGGUGUGAUUUACUCUGCCGACGUCGUUGUACCACCUUCCGGUGGCCAGGUGCCCGAGGAAAUCGGCAAGCAGUGCGCAUACCAACUACUCGAGACAAUCUCACAAGGUGGCUGUGUGACGCAGAGCUCAGCAAGCAGCAUGAUGAUACUUAUGGCUAUGGGCUCGGAAGAUGUCGGCCGUAUAAGAAUCGGCAAGACUGUGCUUGGAACAGAAGACAUGGUCCUGCUGGCAAGAGACCUCAAAACAUUUGGCGCUAGCAGCUGGGGUCUGCGAGACGUGACGGAGGAUGAGUCGGGCGACAUCAUUGUAUCAGUGAAGGGCAGUGGAGUAGGUAAUGUCGGCAGAAAAAUAGCAUAG
This is a messenger RNA of Akanthomyces muscarius, 1218 nucleotides long. RefSeq lists its product as uncharacterized. The record is from RefSeq and is a predicted model, not a curated record. The transcript has a single exon. The coding region runs from base 1 to 1218 and encodes 405 amino acids. Gene Ontology annotation, cellular component: nucleolus. Lineage: Eukaryota; Fungi; Ascomycota; Sordariomycetes; Hypocreales; Cordycipitaceae. Gene Ontology annotation, molecular function: RNA endonuclease activity. Gene Ontology annotation, biological process: endonucleolytic cleavage of tricistronic rRNA transcript (SSU-rRNA, 5.8S rRNA, LSU-rRNA); ribosome biogenesis.